AUGGAAGACAAAAAAUACGAUCCAUCAAACAGAUCGAAGGAAAAUGUGAAAUUCUCAAAAUAUGUAACCUCGCUAAGCUUUAUGAAAAAAAAUACAAAUGAUAAAGAAGAAGGAAUAAAAAAAAAAGUUAAGUACGCAAAUGAUGAGCAUGUGUGGAUACUGAAGGAGUACGAAGAGGAUGCUGAGCAGAAAAAUAAAAAUAAUGUUUCCCUGAAUUGCCUCGGAAGGAAAUCAUACAAAAAUUACAACAGCUAUGUAAAUCUCUACAAUAUAGAAAUUAAAAAAUUUAUCAACUCCGUUCGAAAGAACAAGCCAGUCGCUUCCAUGAGGGACUGA
Plasmodium cynomolgi strain B is the source of this 336-nucleotide messenger RNA. RefSeq lists its product as hypothetical. The transcript is spliced from 2 exons. The record is from RefSeq and is a predicted model, not a curated record. The coding region runs from base 1 to 336 and encodes 111 amino acids. NCBI's taxonomy places the organism in Eukaryota, Apicomplexa, Aconoidasida, Haemosporida, Plasmodiidae.